CAGAAAGAGAGACAAUAAAUUGACGCACAUGGUUAUUAAUAUAAGACUUUAUAACCUCAAUUAACUUGUAGAUAAAUAAAUUAAUGUUGUAAUUUAAUUGAAAGAAAAAGUUAAUAAAUAAAUAUGCCUGUUUUACAAAGAAUUGUAAAACCAAAAACCCACAAGGGUAAAAGAGCCAUUGUUAACAGAGAACCAAAAUUAAUUGAAGAUCUUAAAGAUACAUUAUGUAUCAAAGGAAGUACAGCUUCUCAAUAUGUCAAUAAUGCCAUGAGAGAUUUGUAUGAUUUGAAAAAACCAUCAGCAGCAUUAUUACAAAAGAAAAAUAUAAUAUUACCAUUUGAGGAUAUAACACCAAUUGAAAAUUUCAGUCGUAAACAUAAUGCUCCAUUGUUUAUGUUUGUAUCAAAUAAUAAAAAACGUCCACAUAAUUUAAUAAUGGGAAGAACAUAUGAGCAUACAUUACUUGACAUGAUUGAAUUUGGAGUUGAAAAUUAUGUUAGUUUAAAAGAAUUUAAAACUGAUAAAAUAUCAACUGGUUUAAAGCCAAUGUUGGUAUUUAAUGGUGAAUUAUUUGAUACUAAUCAUGAAUAUGGACGUAUUAGAAAUUUAUUUGUUGAUAUGUUUCAUCGUGAAGUUGUUGAUAAUGUUAGACUUCAAGGAUUAGAACAUGUGUUAAGUUUUACUGCAUUUGAGAAUAAAAUAUAUCUCAGAAGUUACAAAGUAUCAAUGAAAAAAUCUGGUACAAAAACACCAAGAGUUGAAUUAGUUGAAAUUGGACCACGUAUGGAUUUAGUUGUAAGACGUACAAAAUUAGCAUCUGAUGAUUUGUUCAAACAAGCUACAAGAAAACCCAAGGAACUUAAAGUUAAAAAGAAGAAAAAUAUUAGUACAGAUAAUCUUGGCUCUACACAUGGAAGAAUUCAUUUGGGAGUACAAAAUAUUAAUAGUAUUCAAACAAGAAAAAUGAAAGGUCUUAAAAAAACAAUGGCUGAACGUAAAGAAGAACGUAAAAGAAAAUUACCACAAAAUAAUGACACUGAUAAUUCGAAAAAAGCUAAAAAUAAUUAAUUAAAACAAAAAAAACAUUUUCUCUUUAUAACAAUUGUAUGAUUUAAUUAUUUUUUAUUAAAAUUUAAAACAAAUCUCUUACAUAC
Messenger RNA from Aphidius gifuensis, 1154 nucleotides. It is a transcript of the gene Non3, whose product is annotated as ribosome production factor 2 homolog. Lineage: Eukaryota; Metazoa; Arthropoda; Insecta; Hymenoptera; Braconidae. The transcript has 4 exons. Gene Ontology annotation, biological process: ribosomal large subunit assembly; maturation of LSU-rRNA from tricistronic rRNA transcript (SSU-rRNA, 5.8S rRNA, LSU-rRNA). The record is from RefSeq and is a predicted model, not a curated record. The coding region runs from base 124 to 1068 and encodes 314 amino acids. Gene Ontology annotation, molecular function: rRNA binding. Gene Ontology annotation, cellular component: nucleolus.